Messenger RNA from Racocetra persica, 516 nucleotides. The record is from the annotation of a GenBank genome assembly. NCBI's taxonomy places the organism in Eukaryota, Fungi, Glomeromycota, Glomeromycetes, Diversisporales, Gigasporaceae.
AUGUGGAAAGAUGAAAACCAUGAAACAAUACUUUAUUAUAAGAAACUUGCUGACAGUAAAAAGCUUGAUUAUAUGAAAAAGUAUCCCAAUUAUGUAUAUAAACUAUUAAAAAAAUGCAAAAAACAUAUAAAGGCCAUUAGUAAAAAUUCAUUGAAGAUUAAUGCAAAGACUCCGUCGACUCUUUCAUUUACUUAUCCUAAAGAAUCUCCUGAUAUAUCAAUUAUCAAUAAAAAUAAUAUUAAACCCCCAAUUCCUUUUAAUGAAUUAAAUUUUGACACUUCUAAGUAUUUUGACGAAAAUAAUAUUAACCUUUCAAUUCCUUUUAAUGAAUUAAAUUUUGACACUUCUACGAAUUUUGAAAAUAAUAUUAACUACCCAAUUCCUUUUAAUGAAUUAAAUUUCGGCUAUUUCGACAAAAAUAUUAAUCGCUCAAUUUCUUUUAAUGAAUUAUAUUCUGACAGAGCUUUUUUAAAUUUUAAUAAUAUAUUCAUGAAUUUCUACUUAGAUAAUCUUUAA